UUUUAUGAAUUUUCUGGUGCUGAUUUGCGCGUUGCUAAAAAUUCAUUGGAUACACUUUUCGCAAAAAAUACUUCAAAUUCAGACCCCCUUAUCUACUGGGAACGAUUUCGUGGACUUAUGUCCAAUGCUUUAUAUGGAGGAAGAAUUGAGGCUGAAUUAGAUAAUCGAAUAUUAUCGGCUUUUCUUUUAGACUUGUUUAAUCCUUCAAUAAUUGAAGGAAAGGAUGGGAACAUUGAAUUGGCAAAUGGAUUGAAAAUGCCUAAUUUUGGGAGACAUUCGGAAUAUAUUCAUUGGGUAGAAACAACACUUCCUGUUGUUGACAGAGCCGAAUUGUUAUACCUUCCAAGAAAUAUUAUGCUUUCCUGGGAUUUGACUCAAAGCACUAAUGUUAUUUCCAAACUUCGCCUCCUUUUUACUUCAAAAGAAACUUAUCAACGUUUACAAGCAACUUCAACUGGUGGCCCUGCUGCAAUUGCUUCUAGACAACAAUUAGCUGACGCUCUUAAUCCGUUAUUAGGAUUAUGGAAAAGAUUGAAUCAACAAAAUCCUGGCCUGUUACAUGCAGCUGCUGAACAGAAGAAUCAGAGACCUAUAUCGGCAGGACAGGAACUAAAAGAAACAUCACCAUCAUUUGGAAGACGUACUGGCGAUGAUCCUCUUGCAGAAAUUUUACAUUUAGAGCUUGUAUUUGCUCUCAAAUUGAUGCAAUUUAUACAUACUUCCUUAUCUGCUUUAAGUCGAGCUAUCAAAGGCACUCAAUUACCAGAAAAGCGUAUAGUAGAAAUGGCAAAAGAAUUGAUGCAUUUUCAAGUCCCUUCAUCAUGGGAUGCCCUUUGGAGUGGUCCACCAGUUCCCAGUCAAUAUUUGGAAAUUCUUAUUUCUAAAGCAAAAAGCACACAGUUAAUGCUUUCUUCAGCACGGUCAAAUCAACUUCUUGGUUCUCGAGUCAAUUUGGCUCAUCUUCUCAGACCUGGCACUUUGUUAAAUGCUUUUAGACAAUAUUCAGCAAGAAAAUUAAAUGUUAGUAUGGAUGAAUUAAUCUUAUCAACAAUUUGGCAAAAUGAUCAAAAUAAUAUUACGCAACCAAACGAUAUUCCAACUUUAACACUUUCGAAUUUACGCGUACAGGGUGCAAUAUUUGAUGGAAAGGAGCUUAAAUCAGUUACUGCAAAUACUCCUUCAUUCACUGAGGCACCCGCAUUGAAGAUUUUUUGGAGAAAAGAGGAAAUAGGGGAGCAAACACAAUUCAAAGACAAGCAACAAUUAUCGUUGCCAGUAUUUUCUGACCUGGACCGGCGUGAAAUGAUAUUUCAAGUGGGCGUUACAUGUCCAAUAUCUUUACAAAGUUCUUGGAUUUUGGCAGGAGUUGCUUUUUUCUUAAGCCAAAAUUAA
This is a messenger RNA of Meloidogyne enterolobii, 1392 nucleotides long. The record is from the annotation of a GenBank genome assembly. Lineage: Eukaryota; Metazoa; Nematoda; Chromadorea; Rhabditida; Meloidogynidae.